This is a messenger RNA of Scophthalmus maximus (turbot), 1912 nucleotides long. RefSeq names its product ring finger protein 185 (gene rnf185). The transcript is spliced from 6 exons. NCBI's taxonomy places the organism in Eukaryota, Metazoa, Chordata, Actinopteri, Pleuronectiformes, Scophthalmidae. Gene Ontology annotation, molecular function: ubiquitin protein ligase activity; metal ion binding; ubiquitin-like protein conjugating enzyme binding. Gene Ontology annotation, cellular component: endoplasmic reticulum. The record is from RefSeq and is a predicted model, not a curated record. Gene Ontology annotation, biological process: ubiquitin-dependent protein catabolic process. The coding region runs from base 427 to 990 and encodes 187 amino acids.
CACCACACGGGAUCCACUUCCGGUCGCUGAUGCGGAUGUGUGAUGCAAUCAGCUGUAAGGAUAUCCGCCUCGACUUCUCACAAGUUACCACUUUCAUUUAGAACAAUGAAUCAGCUGAACGAUUAGCGCUCACAUGUUUGUUGUCCGUUGCUCAGUAUCCGGUUAAAGUUCGGUCCUACCAACUCGGUCUUCGCCUCUGGCUAACGUUAGCAACUCCGCACCGUUGCUAGCAGCCCAUGUUAGCAGCUAGCAGCCCUGUUGCCAGUUUUAUUCAUUUAUUUUUCUACGUAUUCUUCGCUUGAAGCUCCGUCUUUUGACGCACACACACCACCCUGGGGUUCCAUAUGUGCAUAUUCUGAUACGCUGGAUCCCGGCGGAGGCAGUCACCCCACCUGGACCUGCUCGUUCGGAGGAUCUGGCUUUUAAAUGGCCACCGCUGCCCCCCCUCCAGCCUCUGGCACCGCUGCGGCCACCGAGAACCCGAGUCCCGGAUCCAGCAGCUCGACCGCGGCCGACAGCGGCAACCAGGACAGCACCUUCGAGUGCAACAUAUGUCUGGACACCGCCAAGGAUGCAGUGAUCAGCCUGUGUGGACACCUCUUCUGUUGGCCUUGUUUGCAUCAGUGGUUGGAGACCAGACCCAGCAGACAAGUGUGUCCAGUGUGUAAAGCUGGCAUCAGUCGAGACAAAGUUAUCCCCUUGUAUGGCCGUGGAAGCACAGGUCAACAGGACCCCAGAGAGAGAACACCCCCUCGACCACAAGGGCAAAGGCCUGAGCCAGAAAACCGUGGUGGAUUUCAAGGGUUUGGUUUUGGAGAUGGGGGUUUCCAAAUGUCAUUUGGAAUUGGUGCCUUUCCAUUUGGUAUUUUUGCCACAGCUUUUAACAUCAACGAUGGGAGACCUCCUCCAGGUAUAUAUGUUCCCCUGGGACGCCACAGCACACGGACGAACAGUUUCUGUCUCGACUCUUCCUAUUUGUCGCUCUGGUGAUUAUGUUUUGGCUGCUGAUUGCGUGAACGCACCGGUAGACGACCUGCGGGGACAAGCCAAAGGAUCUGACAAAGAGGACACAUGAAGGCAUAUGUGAUUCUGCCUCCAUGCAUAUAUUUGCUUCUUGAUAUUUUUUUCUCUCUCACCAAGCCAUGUGAGAUUUGAAUGAAGCAGGUAUUUCCAAAUUAUAGGAGUUUAAUUAUAAAUUAUGCUACCUACACUCUAUCCAGACACCACAGAAUGUUCCAGAAAUGCUCCUGUUGGUGUGAACACCUCUGACCAGGACAAUCUCCUGCUGUGUUCUCUGGAUGUGAACGGUAAACACAUAUUCUCGGACAUUUUCCAUUCCAUGUCUGAAAACGGCUUUUGUAAGAAAAGUACAGGACUGGUUGUAUUUCCCACAACUCUGUAAACAUUGACAGUUUGACAGUUAAUAUUACAAUCUACACCUGUGCUUUUCCUACAGCAACAUGUCAAAAUGCCUUUUAAAUUAAAAAAAAAGUAAUACUGAGAUAAAUGCGUAACAUGAGCCUUUGCUUUCCUCCAUGUCAUCUCUCUUUUACAAUAAUGUACCGAGACUUUUGUUCAUUGUUUUUCUCCAACAAAUUACAAAUUAUGCAUCACGUCGCCAAAAUCCUUCACAUGCUUUGUGAAAUCAAGACAAUGUCGAACAUUGUGUCUUUAUUUAAGAACUAUAUUGAUGCAUAUAAGCAUUCAAAAGAUUAACUUAUGAAACAGUAUUCCUUUCAAAAUUGUAACAUAUUUUACUUUGCUUAGUUUCGUAUGUUACUGUAAUUAAAUGUAAAAUACUGUAACUACAGAGUUCAAAUGGAGAUUGGUGGGUUAUCAUGAAGCCAUAACUCUAAAUGUGAAUUCAAGCUAUUGACAGUAAAGCUUUGUAAAUAAAAAAUGUUAAUCACCA